Molecule: messenger RNA, 510 nt
Organism: Laccaria bicolor S238N-H82
Lineage: Eukaryota; Fungi; Basidiomycota; Agaricomycetes; Agaricales; Hydnangiaceae
Exons: 2
Coding region: 1-510 (169 amino acids)
Source: RefSeq, a predicted model, not a curated record
AUGCUCCCUUCUUUUUCUUCCUGGUGUUUCUGCUGCUGUGCUCGUGUGCAUUGGCAGGUGGAUCAGAGACACAAUCAAUGUGUCUGCUCCCCUCAGGCAUGUAGGACUGCUGGCGGUGACAUUCCUGCUUGUUCUCUGCCGCCAGAUGGGACUUUUAUCAGCACAGUUGGCGACUCAUCUGAUGGCCGUUGCUGUCCUUUGGCACUGGCUAGGUGCAGUUUAUAUUGGCAGUAUGCCCGCCUAUUCUGUACAUUUGUUCAUGACUGCCAUCACAUGUCGUUGGACUCCCCUUGUUUCCCAACUACUGCUGCUGCUCUGAUUUCAUCAAGUGGCGGUAGGGGAGGUUUCUCCAGGGUCUGCUUGUGCAUGUCGAACUCCCCAUUUUUCACAUUGCUGUCAAUUGAUGGCCGUGUAAAAAUACUCUGGGAUCGGCUUGUUGGCAUCCACAAGAAUGAUGCUGAAUGCUGCAUCUGCCUGAAGGUAAUUUCUUCAACAGUGUGGGUUUUUUGA